AUUUUUUUUAGAGAUAAUCAUAGAAUUGAACACUAAUCUUAAAACACUAACUGACUGGGACUUUAAUAAGCAUUUAAAACCAAUAUUCUUAUUAUAAGCCUUGUUAUAAGAUCGAUGAAGGAGCAAUAAAAAAUAAUAACUCACCUGCAUUGAAAUGAAAUAUUAUAUUCUUUUGUGGGAAAUUGAGUACAAGAAGAUUUGGGAAGUCCCUCACUUCUGUUGAUGCCAAACAACUUUUUCCUCGCAGCUGGACAAUGAAAAUUGUUAUAAAAAGAAACUAUAAAAUCACUGAACUUCCGCUCCCAUUGAUCGAUUUUUAAUGAGGUCCUCAUAUUUUUCAUCCAUUUGAUCAGUAAAUGUGCCCCAAUAAUUCCAUCAGUCUGCCACAAGUGAUCGUGUGAAAUGCCAGGAAGACUAUUUUCCUGGCUUAUUUUCCUCGCAGGGCUUUUCUCUGUGAGGGCACAAGCUGGUGCCCCCUUAAGCCUCACUUCUCCUUCAUUUGGACUUCCAAGUGCAGGUACAUCUCCAUCAUUUGGUCUUCCAAGUGCUGGAACAUCUCCGUCAUUUGGUCUUCCAACUGCUGGAACAUCUCCGUCAUUUGGUCUUCCAAGUGCUGGAACAUCUCCGUCAUUUGGUCUUCCAAGUGCUGGAACAUCUCCGUCUUUUGGGACAACAGGUGUAAGUGGAGGUAUAGUAGAUGUUCCAUCAAUUGGGAAUACUGGGGCAUCUGGAUUAACAUCUGUAGGAAGUGUUCCAUCAUUUGGAGGCUAUGGAUCCACGGGAUCCGAGUUGGGAACUACAAAAGGAGGGAAUUUAGGAGGGUCAACGGGUUUUGGUGGGGGUUUAUCGUCGCCGUCGGUUGGAUCUGCUCCGGCGUCUCUCCCGGGCUUUUCUUCUUCUAGUUUUCCUCCUGUAGGAGCAGCUCCAACCCCACCUCCAGGCUAUAUUCCUCCCGAUUUUGGCAAUGUAGGUUCACCCGGAGGAAGCUAUGGGAGUUACGGAAGCUACGGCGGUACUUCACCAGGCAGCAGCUUCCCUGGAAGCGGAUUUCCAGGAAGCAGCUCCCCAGGAAGCAGCUUCCCAGGCUCCAGCUAUCCAGGAAGCAGCUCUCCAGGAAGCAGCUUUCCCGGAAGUGGUUACCCAGGGAGCAGCUCACCAAGCGGAAGCUAUGGAAGUUAUGGCGACUAUGGUAGCUCGAGUCCAGGGGGAAAUGAUAUCUACAGCGACUACGGAAGUUACUAUGAAUAUGACUACCCAACAUCGGAUUAUCCAUCAGGAGGGAAUUACGUUGAGCCCUCUGCUCCAGGAGAUGGAGGCAAUGACGGUGGUGUAUUAAGGCCGCCGUGGCGCCGUCGCAGGAGACUCGGACGGAGGCGCGGUGGUCGCAUUGGAAGACGUCGUCGUGGUAGACGUGGAAGACGUCUACGUGGACGACGUCGACGAGGUGGUCGUCGCGGCAGUGGUCGCAGAAGGCGUCGUGGACGUGGAGGACAAGGAGGAAGACGAGGAAGACAAGGACGAAGAGGCCGUCGUGGACGUCAAGGUCGCCGAGGGCGUCGUACGAGAAAUCUUAGACGGGCAAUCGGAGGACGCCGAAGAAAUCGCAGAGUUCAAAGAGAUGCACCAGCACAAUAAAACAAUACUAAGACUUGCACUUAACACUCACUGUCCAGAAUAUUGUAAAAUAAAAAAAAAUCCCAAAAAUAUCUUUAAAAAUAAAAUAUUAAAACCACCAUUUCUACAUAUUUUUUCUCUCACUUUAUUUUUCAAUAUAUUUUUAAUAUAUACACAAUAUUUAAACAAAUUACUUUUUCUCUCUCUAUAAUUCCCUUUUUCUUAAUCUUUCAUUUCUUUUACAAUAUAAGAAAAAAAUUACUGUGAAUGAGGUUUGUAUGUUGACGAUAAUAUUUUUUUAUAUCGCGUUUUUUUCAUCUUUUUCCUUUUUUUUAAAUUAAAUUAUAUAGUACCUAUUUCUUUAUAUGAAAAUAUUUUACUGAUUUGGUUUUUCUUUCUUCCACUUGUUCUCUUCCUACGCAUCGCGCGCUCUACUUUAUAUUGGCGGCUUCUUUUUUUUUCUUCAUUAUAAAUCAUAAAACAGCAAAAAUAAAAAGGAAAUUAGAUUUUGUUUUUAAUUUUAGUAAAUCAAACAAAUCAAAAAAUUGAAAGGGAAAGGAAUAUCAUUUUUCAAAAAAUCGCAUUUUUCUUUUUUUUUGUUCCGGUGGAUUAAACAUGUGACAUUAAGCAGUAUAAAAAAUCAAUAAAAAAAAAUAAUCAAUAAGAUUGGAAAAGAUAAUUGAGAAAUAAAAGCGAAAAAUACGGAAGAAUUUUGGAUGAAUUCUAUGUAGAAUUUGCGGCAGUGAAUUCUUAUUAAAUUUUUUUUUUAUCAUCAAAGAGUGGCUUUUGUAUUUUUUGUUAUUUUUUUUUAGAAAAUGUUACCUCUUUUUCUAUUAACUAUUUUAUUUACGUUAAACCUUUUGUCGCCUGCAAAAAAGUUCGUCUCUGAAUGAAAAUAUAGAAUUUCUUCUUUAUCUUAUAUUGGUAUUAGAGUUCUUUUUUUUACAUAGUGUUGCAGUGAAAUAUUUACUAUUUUAAUGUUUUUUUUUAAAUUUUUUCUCUGCUGUAAGAAUAAUUUUCUUUUGUGAUUUCAUGCGCACAAUAAUAAUUUAUUUUUUGUGGUUUUCUCUCGUUUUUUUUUUUGUUGUAUAUAUAGAAAUAUUUUUUUUUAUAUUUUCAUUUGUUCAUGUUAUCUUUUUUAUUAACACUUCUCACUAUGCCUGCUAUUUUUUUUCUCUUUCCAAUUAUUACUUGUGUUUUUUUGCUUUUGCUUUUGACUAUGUCACGAUUUAUUUUCUUCGUAUUUCGCAUUUUUAUUUCUUUAUGUUUUCUUUUUUUUUAGUUUUCACUCAAUAAACCUGUAAUGCACUUGAAUUAUGUACUAUGUAUUUUUAGUUUUAUAUAUUCUUUUGUUUCUUUUUUUCUACGUGUUUAUGUUGCUAUUUUUCUCUGUUGGAUUUUUUUACCUAAUGGAUUACAUCUGUCGUGUUAACAUUACGCACGGAGAUUUCCUGUUCUGUUUUCUUUUCACAAAUUAAUUAUUCGUAAAAGUUUGUAAAAAGUUCGUUGAUCUCAAAACCACAAAAAUGAAGGUA
Messenger RNA from Phlebotomus papatasi, 3149 nucleotides. RefSeq names its product keratin, type I cytoskeletal 9-like. The record is from RefSeq and is a predicted model, not a curated record. The coding region runs from base 403 to 1635 and encodes 410 amino acids. Lineage: Eukaryota; Metazoa; Arthropoda; Insecta; Diptera; Psychodidae. The transcript is spliced from 2 exons.